Pseudophryne corroboree (corroboree frog) is the source of this 1966-nucleotide messenger RNA. RefSeq names its product estrogen receptor 1 (gene ESR1). The record is from RefSeq and is a predicted model, not a curated record. Lineage: Eukaryota; Metazoa; Chordata; Amphibia; Anura; Myobatrachidae. Gene Ontology annotation, cellular component: chromatin; nucleus. The transcript is spliced from 8 exons. The coding region runs from base 187 to 1944 and encodes 585 amino acids. Gene Ontology annotation, biological process: estrogen receptor signaling pathway; regulation of transcription by RNA polymerase II; cellular response to estrogen stimulus. Gene Ontology annotation, molecular function: steroid binding; nuclear estrogen receptor activity; estrogen response element binding.
UCUCACUUGUACCCUCCUCCUCUCUAGAGCCUGCUGAAUACCUGUGCAGUGCUGAGCUACAGCAUGAUUGCUGAUCAGACUAACAUCAGGUUGUGUUCUGUCGUCAGGAGUCCAUUCAUGUGCUGACUCUCCUGCCUUGGCAUAUAGACGGUCAACAGCCAUGCCACGUUCUCGCUGCCAAUAGUUAUGACCAUGCCCCUUCACAGCAAAACCACAGGAAUAACCUUGUUGCAUCAGAUUCAAGCUUCAGAAUUGGAGACGAUAAGCAGACCACCACUAAAGUUACCACUUGAGAGACCCCUUGGUGAAAUGUAUGUGGAGAGCAACAGGACAGGGAUUUUUAACUACCCGGAGGGCACUUCUUAUGACUUUGCUGCUGCUACUGCACCAGUCUACAGCUCUGCCAGCCUCAGCUAUGCAGCAGGUUCAGAAACAUUUGGAUCCAGCAGCCUGGCUGGACUUCAUUCCUUGAACAACGUGCCACCAAGUCCAGUUGUUUUUCUACAAACAGCACCGCAGAUCUCCCCCUUUAUUCACCACCAUGGCCAGCAGGUACCAUACUAUCUGGAGAGUGAGCAAGGCUCAUAUGGAGUAAGAGAAGCCGCGCCUCCUACAUUUUACAGGUCAGGUUCAGACAACAGACGUCAAAAUGGAAGGGAACGCAUAGCUUCAGCUAAUGAAAAGGGAACACCAACAAUGGAAUCCAGUAAAGAGACUCGAUACUGUGCAGUAUGUAGUGACUAUGCAUCUGGAUAUCACUACGGCGUGUGGUCAUGUGAGGGCUGCAAGGCUUUCUUCAAAAGAAGUAUACAAGGACAUAACGAUUACAUGUGCCCCGCAACCAAUCAGUGCACCAUCGACAAAAACAGGAGAAAGAGCUGCCAAGCCUGUCGUCUCCGCAAAUGCUAUGAAGUGGGAAUGAUGAAAGGGGGUAUCAGAAAGGAUAGGAGAGGAGGGCGUAUGUUGAAGCACAAACGCCAAAAAGAGGAGCCAGAGCAAAAGGGUGAAGAAAAUACAUCAGAGAUACGGACAGCCUCCAUUUGGGUGAACCCCACUGUUAAAAGCAUGAAAUUGAGCCCUGUAUUGUCUUUGACGGCAGAACAGCUAAUCAGUGCCUUAAUGGAAGCUGAGCCACCUAUUGUAUAUUCUGAGCAUGACUCAACCAAACCUUUCAACGAGACUUCCAUGAUGACCCUACUCACAAACCUUGCAGAUAAGGAGCUUGUGCACAUGAUUAACUGGGCCAAAAGAGUGCCAGGUUUUGUUGACUUGAAUCUCCAUGACCAGGUACAUCUCCUGGAAUGCGCUUGGCUUGAGAUCCUUAUGGUCGGAUUAAUCUGGCGCUCCGUGGAACAUCCUGGCAAACUUUCAUUUGCUCCUAAUCUCCUACUGGACAGGAAUCAAGGCCGUUGUGUAGAAGGCUUGGUUGAGAUUUUCGAUAUGCUGGUUACCACAGCCACACGAUUCCGUAUGAUGAGACUGCGAGGAGAAGAGUUUAUCUGUUUGAAAUCUAUCAUCCUACUAAACUCCGGUGUAUACACUUUUUUGUCUAGUACCUUAGAAUCCCUAGAAGACACUGACCAUAUUCAUUUGAUUUUGGACAAAAUAAUAGACUCAUUGGUGCAUUUUAUGGCUAAAACUGGACUUUCCCUUCAGCAGCAGCAAAGACGCCUGGCUCAAUUGCUUCUUAUUCUGUCACAUAUCAGGCAUAUGAGCAAUAAAGGAAUGGAACAUCUGUACAGUAUGAAGUGCAAAAACGUUGUGCCACUGUAUGACCUGCUGCUGGAAAUGCUGGAUGCGCAUCGGAUGCAUACACCCAAAGAAAACUUUGUAGCUCAAGAGGAAGACAGCCAGAGCCCAUUAACUGCUGCACCCACAACUUCACCAUGUUUGCAGCCUUUUUAUGUGAAUAGGGAGGAAGCAAGUUUACAGAGUGCAGUAUAAAAGCAUUUUCAUUUUACUGUAA